Messenger RNA from Priapulus caudatus, 1237 nucleotides. RefSeq names its product uridine-cytidine kinase 2-B-like. NCBI's taxonomy places the organism in Eukaryota, Metazoa, Priapulida, Priapulimorpha, Priapulimorphida, Priapulidae. The coding region runs from base 38 to 811 and encodes 257 amino acids. The record is from RefSeq and is a predicted model, not a curated record. The transcript is spliced from 6 exons. Gene Ontology annotation, molecular function: kinase activity; ATP binding. Gene Ontology annotation, cellular component: cytoplasm; cytosol.
ACCUACCGGGCAAUUGUUGCGCAAACGCGCCGAAAUUAUGGCCAACAAAAAGCGUAAUGAGUUCGUCUUCAACAUGAAUGGUCACGUCGAGCCGCAGCGGCCGUUUUUAAUCGGCGUAGCUGGUGGAACUGCAUCAGGAAAAUCAACCGUGUGCAAGAGAAUCAAGGAGAAGUUGGGAGAAGAGCAUGAAGCGCGAGUAGUUAUCAUUGGCCAGGAGUCUUUUUACAAGGAUUUGACGCCUGAAGACAGAGAGAAAGCUGAUCUUGGCCAGUACAACUUUGAUCACCCAGGUGCCUUGGACAUUCAUCAAAUGCAUAAGACGCUGACAGACAUCAUAGCCAGGAAGAUUGUCAAAAUGCCACUGUAUGAUUUUAAGAGUAAUGCUAGGUUAAAAGACAAGUAUGCAAUUGUCCAUGCAUCCGAUGUACAUGUAGUCUUAUUCGAGGGAAUUCUUGCUUUCUACGACAAGAGAAUCAGAGAUCUGUUCAACAUGAAGUGCUUUGUAGAUACAGAUCCUGACACCAGACUAGAGAGAAGGGUAAGAAAAGACACGCUAGAGAUGAACAGAGACCUGGAGCUAGUCUUAAACCAAUACAUCACAUUUGUGAAACCUUCAUUUGAGGAUUUCUGCUUGCCAACAAAAAAGUAUGCUGACGUGAUCAUUCCUCGAGGGGCAGAGAACACUGUGGCUAUAGACCUUAUAGUGCAGCACAUACAGGAUCUCAUAAGAGGACCCCAGCCAGCAGACAAAAACAGACUGAGGAACAGAGCACGGCACCAUUCCGAUUCCAUGGUUAGCAGGCCGCACUAGCAGUGGUGGUGUGCGUCUCUGUUGUCAGACUGUGAAAGCUGUAUUCUCGUGGCUGGUUGUAAAAUGCACGGGGAAGGUGUGGGACUGGGGUUGUUGCUACCUGUAGUGCUUUUAACGCCUCGUGAGAUCUCGUGUGUAGUAAAUGUGCUUUCAUGGUAACGCAAAAAGAUCGAAAGUUGUAACAAGUAUUUUUACAUGCUAAGUGCUGGCCAUUGCGUCAUGACGCAAUGCCUGAGACUCGUUUGUUCACGAACUGCUAGAAAAACUUACAAAUGUAUGGUGCCAUGAAUAUAUACGUACAUUCAUGUUAUAUGUAGAAUACAUGUGUACAUGGGGGAAUUCAAACAACUUGGAGUUUGGCUACAUUACGUGCCAUUUAUGCUCGCAGUUAAAAAAAAAAAAAGAUAAAAAAGAAUAUAAUAAAGA